AUGAGCGGAAGGCCAUCUCUUGGUCACUCUUCGCAGUCUGGACCCCUUCCAUCUGUCCCUCAAAAUGAUAAGGAUCCUCUCACACCAGAGCUUGAGAGUAGAGAGGCCUCGCCUUUGACCCCACUCGAGUCGACAUCGACUGCCUUCGGUGCAUACUCUCCCUGGAGCACAUCUCAAGUCAUCAGGGAACAGCCAAUGAACCCCAAAGUGGCCAUUCCCCGACUUGACCUUCCACCUGCAAGCAAUAACAGCAAUAACGGUCGAGUUAGUCGAGCAUGCCACAAUUGUCGGAAACAGAAGAACAAGUGUUCUGGUCAUCGUCCUUCUUGCCUCCGGUGUCAGGAGGCCAACGUUCUUUGCGUCUACGUCGACGGGAAACGAGAGAGAAAUGCGAGACAACUUACAGUUAUAACGAGACAACUCCAACACUACGAAUCUCUUGUGCGCGAGAUUUAUCCCAAAUUCGACGCCGAACUGACCAAAGUCGCCGAUCAAGCUCUCCAAAAAAUAUCUAGCCUUUCCCUGUCAUCGCCGACCGUUGCCAAAGUACCAGAUGAGACAGACUCGGCAAACCAAGCGCCUUCCUACGUGGAUCACACCGUGGAGGACUUUAAUGGAGAUAUUACAAUGCAAGCUAUUGGUUUUGUAGGAGAACAUUCGGCAACGGCAUGGCUAUACAGGCUUAAGUGCUUGAUCGUCGGCCAGACCAGCUCUGAUCUGGACGUCCAGUUCGAGGAAUCAGCCCGUCCAUCAAUUUCUUCCUGUGCAUUCUAUAUGGAUGAUACCGGAAUCCCGCCAAUAAACGACCUAGAUAUCUUCGCAUAUCCCUCACAAGCGGUCGCCGAUGAACUUGUGGACAGAUACUUUCAAGUUGCGCACGCCUCCUUCCCCAUCGUCGGCAAAGAAAUUUUUCUCAGCCAGUGUCGGUCAUUCUAUUCGAACUCAACAACACACCCUGGAAACAAAUGGAUGGCGCUAUUAAGUAUGGUAUUUGCGAUCGCUGCAAGACACUCUGGGCUUUCUGGAGAUCAUUCUCAGCUAGAUCACAACAUCCACAUGGUGUAUUUUUCCCGUGCCUGGCGAUUACACACCAUUGAGAGUGUGCUGUUGGAGAAUCCCAACCUGCAGCAGACACAGGUAGAGGGGCUCAUGUCACUGUACUUGCUCUCCGUAGGACAGGCCAAUAGGGCUUGGAGAAAAUGCGGUAUCGCAAUCCAGUCGGCGGUCGCGAUGGGAAUCCACCUUCGUAGCGAAAGUACCAGCAUCACGCACGUGUCCAAGGAAACAAGAUAUCGGUUAUGGUGGGCGCUGUACCUAUUGGACAUUUCGCUCUGUGUGGUGACUGGACGCAUGCCCAGGGUGCAACAAGAACACUGCACCACCCCUUUGCCAGUGCCUUACAAGGAGGAAGACUUCCGGGACGAGCAUGUUAUGAGGCUUAUUUUGGACAUUCAAUCCAGAGGCCGCCUCGUGGAUUCUCUACUCUCCUUCAAUCCCCUGACUGAACCGAACGACCCUUUAGCCCCUUCAUCUUCUUCACAGUCCAUGUCUCAAUCGGCCUCAACCAGCCAGCAGCUCCAGGCUAACGUCGCAUUGUACUUACUUUACUCCAUUGAUUUGGCAGCUGUGAUGAGAGAAGCAAUCGAGAUGUUAUAUUCCCCCGAAGCGGGACGAAAAUCACCGAAUGACACCGAAUUGGCCAUGAGAUCGCUCAACAGCGCCGCUGAGAACUGGUUCGCUCGCCUACCUGCGACGUAUCGUUUUGCAGAAAUCAGGGAUGACCGAGCCUUUGUCCGUCAACGCACGAGUUUGGCUUUUCAAUUUUAUUCAACCAAACUUGUCAUUUCGCAACCUGCUCUUCGUUCGCGUUUAUCCGGUGAAGUCUGUUCCAUUCAUCUUGACACUCCGAUGGCUUUAGUUUGCCUCAAAGCAGCAGGUCAAAUGCUUGACCUUUAA
Molecule: messenger RNA, 1956 nt
Organism: Penicillium digitatum Pd1
Lineage: Eukaryota; Fungi; Ascomycota; Eurotiomycetes; Eurotiales; Aspergillaceae
Source: RefSeq, a predicted model, not a curated record